GUAUCAUGCUCCCGAUCCCUGAUCCAUUUAGGUUUUAUAACUCUGUACUGUGGAUCCAUAUCACACUUCCGCGUCCAAUGUAGAUGCUUCUUGAGACACAUUCUCUUCCGUUUGACGCGUAGUACGUAUAAUUGCCCGUAUCGAUGCAUACUUGCUAUGAAGGAGAAGGGUCUGCGGAACGAGAAUUAUACUACACUAUAUGGUCACAGUGUUAACACUCUUAAUAUAUGCAUCUUUCAUUUUAACUCCUUCGCAAUGGAAUCUGUCUUCGAGUUCGACUUCGAGAUUAAUUAAUGACAUCUAACUUUAGGCCUAGGCCUAACGUAAAUUGGAAAAUCAUCGGCAUUCAGACACAAGCUUGACCAACAUCACCUCUCAGACUACCUUAUUUUGUAAAGAAUUGUGUGAGCAAGUAUUUGGUUAGAAUGACGUGAUUGUUAUUUUUUUUUCUUUUCACGAUCGACCCUGCCCUGGUAAUAAUUUGACGUUAACGUGAGCGAGCUGAGAAACUGAACUGGAUUCGAAUUCUGCGAGACAGUAUCGAUAUUGCAGUGAUUUUUGCCUGAAAAGAUGGUGUUAACACACCGUCUGCGGAAGGCACUUGUUGGGGGUGCUCUCCUUGGAGCUGGAGCGCUUACAGCCGGUUAUAUAGUAUCAAAGAACAAUGAAAAGAAAUUAGCUCAGAGUCGACAAGCUCAGGUUGUGGCAGCUGAGCUCCGAAAUGUGCAUUAUAUCUCCUCUCUACCAACCAGAGAUCAGCAAAUCCAAUCCCUUCAGCACACACAUGAAUAUGAUGUUUUGGUGAUAGGGGGUGGAGCGACCGGUUGUGGGGUUGCACUUGAUGCAGUUAGCAGAGGUCUGAAGACAGCUCUGGUAGAGAAGUAUGAUUUUUCUAGUGGUACAAGCAGUCGAAGCACCAAGCUGAUCCAUGGAGGUGUACGCUACCUUCAGAAAGCUAUUCUUGGUCUAGAUUAUGACCAGUACAAAUUAGUGAAGGAGGCCUUACAUGAGAGAGCAAACCUACUGGAUAUUGCCCCACAUCUAGCUUAUCCUCUCCCAAUUAUGCUUCCUGUUUACAAACUGUGGCAGCUACCGUACUACUGGGCUGGUAUCAAGGCAUAUGAUCUUGUUGCUGGAAGACAAAACUUGAGGGCUAGCUACUUCCUCUCCAAGGAAAGAGCAUUAGAGAGGUUUCCCAUGCUGAAACGAGACAAAUUAGUCGGUGCUAUUGUAUAUUAUGAUGGUCAGCACAAUGAUUCUAGAAUGAAUAUAGCUUUAGCAUUAACAGCAGCCAGGAUGGGGGCUACAUUGGCUAACCAUACAGAGGUCCUUGAUCUUAUCAAGUUUGAAAAUGAUGUAGGAGAGGAGGAGGUUAGAGGGGCAAGACUAAGGGAUAGAAUCUCAGGUAAAGAAUAUAGUGUCCUGGCCAAGUGUGUGGUCAAUGCUACAGGACCGUUUACAGACAGCAUUAGACAGAUGGCAGUUCCAGAAAGCAAGCAGAUUUGUCAGCCAAGCUCGGGAGUUCAUAUAGUACUACCAGAUUAUUACAGUCCUGAAGCCAUGGGUCUGUUGGACCCCUCUACCAGCGAUGGGCGUGUUAUUUUCUUUCUUCCCUGGGAGAAAUUUACCCUUGCCGGGACAACAGAUAGACCUUGUGAAGUGACCCAUAAUCCCUCACCGUCAGAAGCAGAUAUCCAAUUCAUCUUGAAAGAAAUCAAAGACUACCUCAGUAAAGAUGUCACAGUAAGAAGAGGAGAUGUGAUGGCAGCAUGGAGUGGGAUCAGACCUUUAGUGACGGACCCCAACUCUAAGAACACUGAAUCUAUCUCAAGGAAUCACGUCAUCGACGUCUCUCAUAACAAACUCAUCACAAUUGCAGGUGGUAAAUGGACGACAUACCGUAGCAUGGCGGUGGAUGCUGUUGAUGCUGCGGUGGAGGCAUGUGGUCUAGAACCAAGGCAUAAUUCACUGACCGAUGGUUUGCUGUUAGAGGGCGCCCACGGCUGGACACCGACCAUGUUCAUCAGGCUCAUUCAAGAUUUUGGUCUUGAAAAUGAGGUUGCCCAGCAUUUGUCUAAUACCUAUGGAGACAAGGCUGUAGAGGUAGCCCGAAUGGCUAGCUUGACGGGCAAGAGAUGGCCCGUUGUAGGAAGGAGACUGGUCGAAGAUUUCCCUUACAUUGAAGCAGAGGUGGUAUAUGCAGUGAAGGAAUAUGCCUGUACAGCAGUGGAUGUGUUGGCUAGGAGAACCCGUCUUGCCUUUCUCAAUGUUCAAGCAGCUGAAGAAGCCCUACCAAGGAUCGUUGAGAUCAUGGCCAAACAACUAGGAUGGAAUAAGACUAGACAAGAGCUGGAGCUUGCCAAUGGACGGAAAUUUCUGAAUGAGGAGAUGGGGUACAAUUGUCGAGCUGAGCUCAUGACUGUACCUAUCAACUUCACAGAGGGAGAGAAGGAGAAAUACACCAAGCGUUUCCAGAUGUUGGACAAGGAGAAGAAAGGAUACAUUACUCCUAAUGACAUGAGACAAUUCUUAAAGAGUGUUGGAGAUGAUUUGACUGAAGAUCAACUACGCAGUAUGAUGAAUGAAGUGGAUUGCAAUAAGAAUGGCAGGGUGGAACUCACCGAGUUUCUACAGCUCAUGAGUGCAAUAAGGACUGGAGCAAUGGCCAACAUUCGCCUCGAGCUGGCGCUCAACAAGUGGGAGCGUAAACUGAUACCAACCUACAGGAGUGGAGCAGAAGACGAGACAUAGCAAGGUUCCCGCAUGAGGAGGACCAUGAUAUUAUAGCAUAGAGGCUACAUCCUGCAUUAUCGGUAUAAUGAUCACAGGCAGCAUUGCAUCAUGGGAAAUCUGCAGAUACCUGUAUGGUUACAAAAUAUGAUGGUCAUGCACGAUAUUGAAUUCCUGUAGAGACACUGUCAAAUGGAAUGCAUAGUGGGUUCACUAACUAUAUUCAUUAAAAUCUGGGAUUUGUUUCUGUACACUCAUGUGUUCUAACUUGUGGGAGUAGUCCUACGGCAGAUAGUCAUCCUGAAAAAGAAAUGUUUCGUUGACCAGUGAAAGCAGAAAGCAACAUGAAAGUGAUGAUUUGAGCUUCCAUCUCCCAUCUCCACCCCCCCCCCCCCCCCCAUACACACAUGCACAAACACCCUAACACAUAUCCAUUAGCAGAUGGCCUGGCAGAAAGUUUCGAAGAGAGAGCAAGAGCGCGAGCAAGAGUAUAGAUGGAAGUCAAGUAUCACUGCUCUCUAGUUGUAAAGUUUGGCCACUUCAUGGGGGUGGGAGUGGGGUGGCUCCAGAAAGACUGAAAUAUCAAAUAGAAAAUUUCAGUGAUGGAUUCGUUCAUUUUUGGACUAUUUGCUGAAUGUGUUCCUCAUCUACGUAUCUGUAUUCAUUCAUCUAUCUUACAUUUCCAUUUUCUUUCUGCAGUAUAGGCAGGUUUUCAUCAUCUAUCUAUUAAAUGCUCUUCUUGCAAAUAAUUCAUCACAAACAUGUAUCUUUCCAAUUCCUAUCAUUCAUUUUUUUUCUUCCUCCCUUCUAUCUUCCUCCGCUAUCCCCCCCACCCCCCUCUCUAUUAAUCAGAACAAAGCAUGAAUUGGGCAUGCUGUGACAAAAGUAUACGUAGUUGUUAAUAGAUGCACUUUUUUAAAUAUAUGCACUAGUGAACUAAGCAUGAAAAUACAUGAAAUCUACCUGGAGAGGUUUUCAGAACACUGGAUUCAAUCAAACCUACCCUUGUUGAUUCAGGGGGCCGUUUCAUAAAGCUGUAAGUUACCAGUGACUUUAAGAAUGACUGGUGAUCCUUUCUUGUAAACGAUAUUCGCCAUUAAAUGGUCAUUGGUGACUAUUCAGCAGGUAAGAAAGGUUAACAUUCACACUCUAAAAGUCACUCUUAACUUAUGAACAGCUUUAUAAAACACCCACCAGGUAGUUACAUAAUCUGAUUGGAACAAUGAACUCGGUUACAUAUAAAUGUAAGUUUUUACUUGGGCAAACUUGACUAAAUGCAGUGACAGAUCCAUAAGAAAUUAGAGGCGGCACAAAGAAAAUAAAAACAUAUGGGGUGCUAAUGAUAACUUUCAUAGAUUAAGCUAUAUAAUAAUAAUAAUAAUAGUUAUUUGUAUAGCGCCAUCUAUCUAGAAACAGUCUAUUCCGAGGCGCAUUGUUGUUAUCAUAAUUACCCCGCCUUUAGCUCGAGCUACCUUUCAGCUCUCGUGCAUUGAAGGAAUUAAUCCUGCAGCUCUCAACCCAGGUUAGGUGAAUGGGUACUUGGCAGGAUUAAUUCCUUGAAUGCACAAGCGAGCUGCUCCAGUGCUCUUGCAUUCAAGGAAUUAAUCCUGCCAAGUACCCAUUCACCUCACCCAGGUUGAGUGCUGCUGCAUUGUAUAUGUGCACAAUGAAAAUCGGGCCAUUCUCAAAAUAUAUAUAUGGACAUGCAUCCAUUAUAGCGCAGUCUAGAUCUGCCAAUGAAAUGAAUGUACUUAAUCAUAUAGGAAUUGAGAUUUAGGAGUUGAUCAAUUUGGUUUGAUAUCAAGAGAUUAUCACACAUGUAUGAUUGUAGCACAGUAUAAGAAGUUAGGAUAAGCUGUUAACUGCUGCAAGGGUGUUAUGAAAGCUAAUUAUGAGAUCAAUUUAUGCUUAGUAGUGAUGUCAUUAUUCUAACAAUAUGUAAUUCGGAUCUUAACAGGGUAUCUCAGUGUAAAAUUUUAUUGUUGAAAUUAUAUUCAUAGAUAUGUUGAUAUUUAAAACCUUUUUAUAAAAAAACAUUAUUUUGUAAUUUAUAAUGUGUGAUUAUUAGGAGGGAAGUUUAUUUCAAUAUACAGUGGAUACUGGAAAACUAAAGCACAAUUCUACUCAAAACUGAUAACGCUGUUACAUCUAGUUUUAAUUUUCAAUUCUGCAUUUGAUUUUGCUUUGUCUUUUAUCUUAUAAGGGGAUGAAUAAGUUACCCAUGAGAUAAUUUUAAAUAUGCAGAUACUCUUAGUGUGAUAUUGGUAUUAUCUUCUGAAAUUUUACUAAUUUUGUGUAAUUAUUUCAAGUCAUGAUAUUGAUUUUAAUGGGGAUUUCAAAGACAUUUGAAUUAUGAGAAACAUGAAAGCUUGAAGGGGCAGUACACUAAUAAUGCUGUAGAAAGUAGAAGAUAUUGUUUUUUAAACUGUAUGACAGAUAAUAUAUGGUCAAAAGUGUAAUAUAAAGAUAUUAACUUAAUAAACAAAGUAUUUACUAAAGAUUUGAGAAUCUGUGAAGUUUGUUUUGUCUUUGAAAUAUAUUGUAAUGAAACAUAAGCAGCAGUUACUGUAUAAAAAAAAACACCUACAUUUUCUGUUUGAACUGGGGAGCAUUUCAUGUAGAUUGUUGUCAGUGGCUUUCACUGGCAGAUGUUAUAAGCUAGUAGAAAUCCUUGCAUCCGAUUGGCCAAAACCAAAUUAGCCAGUGAAAACCACUGACAAAACUCUUCAUGAAACACUCCCCAGACUGUCAUCAUUUUCAUCAUCCCAAGAAGAUUUUAGCUGACAGAAAAAAACUUCCGAGAUAAAUGUGUUCAAAGGUGUUUUUUUUCUUGGUAACAGCACUUAGCUGCAUAACUGUACAGUUUCAACUGGCUGGUUCAGAUAUUGAAAUACAUCAUUUUUGAAACAUUUCGAUUUUAGCCUCCCUGGACACUUGUGAAAAGUAACAAUGAUGGCUGAGGUAUAUGUACAUGCAUGUGGAUCCGUCUGUGAGGCCACACCAAGGGGGUGGUUUCAUAAAGCGGUUUGUGAAGUCAUGAAUGAAUAUGUUGCAAGUCAAAUGAGAUUUCUUUUUUUUUUCAAACAUUGGCUAACCUUUGGACUUGUAUCAAUUUUACUUUUUAGUAACUUUACCUUUAACUUUUGCCACAUAUGAGAUUAUUUGAAAAUUACAUGUAGCACUACUUCUUGGUAGUUGUCUUAAAUACCUUCAGAUCCCAUACUUAUGGCACUUCAUAUUCUAGUUGCGAAUUGUGCUUUUUUUUUAAAUGUUUUGGAAAAAUCCCUGGUGCUCUAGUGCAAAUAUCAAUAGAUGAAAUGUACCAUUGUGAAUGUUAUCUUUGAUUAUUGCAUUUAGUUCUAGACAAGCAUAUAGGACUAAACAUUUAUAGAACAGGAGCUGAUCCAAGAUUUCACAAGGGGAGGGGGGGCACAGCAAUUAUUUUCGAUAAGCAAAACACAAAAGUGAGGAUCUUGACUCCGUAAGAUGAAUUUCUUGUCCACACUUCCAUAACAGGGGCACUUAUGACAGUCACAAGGAGAUACAACAUACCAUACAGCAAUCUAUAUGUACAAGGUGGUAAAAAAAACAGACAGUAUGCCCCUUGUGCCCCUCCCCAGCUUUUGUGUAACAGCUAUAGAAAAUUUUAUUUUUAAAAAGUCAAUACUCAGAAAUCUACUCCCAUAAUUUAGGAAAGAAACUUAAAUAAUGAACUAUAAGUUAAGAAUGAAGUUAGAAGGCAACAUUUCUCAGUUUUAUCAUUACCCUGCACCUGCAGUGUAAGAACAAAGUAAUAAUAAUAAGAAUUACUGGAUUUAUAAAGUGCUUUUCGGCAGAGGAUACAAAGCGCAACUAAUAUUGUACAUGCUUUAGCAGAAGCUACCACUUCCUCAGCAACACUCAGUGCACUCAAGAAUUCAAUCAAGAAAAUAAUAAUAAAAUAAUUAUAUAAUGGAAACAACCAGAAGAAAUAAGACCUCAAUCAAAUGUAACCUUUACACACGUAUAUGUAGAAGACAACUUACACAGAUAUUUUAUUAAUCUUUAAAAUCCAAAAUUCAUCAACAAAUUUCUUUUUCAAACAGCUCUACACUACAAUGAAUAAAAUAAGUUUUACCUUUACCUACAAUAAUGAUCAAUUAUUAUUCUUAGGGAAUGUAUGAACAGACACGGUCUAUACAAAAUCAGACAAUGCAAGAGUGUGGAGAAAAUUUAUUAAAAACAUGCCAAAUUAUCUAUCCAGUAAUGAAACUAAUUAAAUCAAAAAUAUAUACUUAACGAAAGAAAAAACAGAAAAAUUUGUAUAAGUGUUUGAGAUGGAAUUGAGUUCUUUAAAAUCCACAGGAA
Molecule: messenger RNA, 7077 nt
Organism: Lytechinus variegatus (green sea urchin)
Lineage: Eukaryota; Metazoa; Echinodermata; Echinoidea; Temnopleuroida; Toxopneustidae
Product: glycerol-3-phosphate dehydrogenase, mitochondrial-like
Exons: 18
Coding region: 571-2751 (726 amino acids)
Biological process (GO): glycerol-3-phosphate metabolic process
Cellular component (GO): glycerol-3-phosphate dehydrogenase (FAD) complex; mitochondrion
Molecular function (GO): glycerol-3-phosphate dehydrogenase (quinone) activity; calcium ion binding
Source: RefSeq, a predicted model, not a curated record